UGUAGUAGUAUAUAAAUAGUUCCUCAUUCUCCUCCUUCAUAACAAGAAGUUUUUGAGAUCACCAUUUACAGUUUUCAAUUCUCUGAAAUCGUUGAAAAAAAAUGUCGAAGCAGAGAAGCAAUGACAUUGAGAUGAUACCCGAGAUUUACGGCUAUGGAAGCAUAAUGCCUUUUGGUGCAAUGCAGAGAACCAAUGCGGAGGAGUUGAAUACACAAGCGAAUGAGAUCAAGGGUUUAGGACAGGUUGAAAAUGCAAGGAAGGGUCAGAAACCAGAUCAAGCCAAGUUGCAGGCAAUGGAGGAACACAUCAGCAAAUGCGCUGACGCCCGGAGAUCUAAAAAUUGGGUGACCAUGUUAAUAAUAGCUGCGGAAGCAACUACUUCUGAAGCUGAUGCAUCUCCUAAGCUAUUCGCAUGUCAAGCGGAAGCUCAUUUGAAGCUGUACAAAUUAAAGGAUGCUGAAUUGUGGAUUCGUAAAGCUAGGACGUAUGAGCUAUCUGCCACAGAAUGCCGGUCAAAAAUUUUUGGAAUGCUCUCUGAAGCAUACAUAUUAUUUGUCCAAGCUCAGAUUGACAGCUGUCUUGGAAAGUUUGAUGAUGCGUUUAUUGCCAUUGAAAGAGCUGCACAAAUUGAUAUUCAAAGUGCUGAAGUUACUGGUAAACUCAAAAACAUGAGGCUGGUGGAUAAAGCUCGUACUCAUGGCAACGAGCAUUUCAAUUCUAAAAGAUAUAGACAAGCUUGUAGUGUUUAUGGGGAAGGGCUCUUUCUUGAUUUUUCAAAUUCAGUUCUCUACCACAAUAGAGCAAAUUGCUGGUUUAAGCUUGGAGAGUGGGAAGAAUCUCGGGCUGAUAGCAUUCGCGCUCUCGUUAUCCGGCCACAAUAUACUAAAGCUCUUUAUCGAAAAGCUGCCUCAAGUAUCAAGCUGGAAAGAUGGGCUGAUGCUGUGAGCGAUUAUGAGUUUCUGCGGCAGCAACUUCCAAGUAACAAAGUGGUUGCUGAAAAUUUAUCCUAUGCCCGAGCUGAAUUAAGGAAGUCACGCAGAAAAGGUAAUUUCAUGGUGAAGUUGGUUUCAGAUCUUGACAAGUUCCGGGCUGCGAUUGCAUCUGGUCCAUCUGUGGUCUAUUUUGAUGAAUUAUCCAACCCAGAAAGCACGUGGAUGUCCUAUAUCAUGGAUACCUUGAACGCCGAAUAUCCUUCAGUAACUUUUCUCGAGGUGGACGUGAAACAGAGUCCAGCGAUCGCUACAGCAGAGAAAAUUAAAGUAGCACCUAGGAUUAAGCUUUACAACAAUGGCAGUCGUGUGGCGGAAACGGUUAUGCUAACUCCAGAUUCGUUGGAGUUAUUGAUUAAGAACACCCUCGUAUUUCCCCCCAGUUGGUUUGGUGUUACCUCUGUCAUGACCGGAAUCUAGACCCCAGACGAGACCGGCGUCGUUGACCUCUCAGAGGUCGCAGACAAGCCUACUUACGUCAUUCUUACUUUACAUAGAUAAAUUUUAGCGGAAAAUUUGAAUUUU
This is a messenger RNA of Solanum lycopersicum (tomato), 1514 nucleotides long. Its product is annotated as TPR repeat-containing thioredoxin TTL4-like. Gene Ontology annotation, cellular component: cytoplasm. Lineage: Eukaryota; Viridiplantae; Streptophyta; Magnoliopsida; Solanales; Solanaceae. The record is from RefSeq and is a predicted model, not a curated record. Gene Ontology annotation, molecular function: protein binding.